Molecule: messenger RNA, 1903 nt
Organism: Agelaius phoeniceus (red-winged blackbird)
Lineage: Eukaryota; Metazoa; Chordata; Aves; Passeriformes; Icteridae
Gene: GALNT3
Product: polypeptide N-acetylgalactosaminyltransferase 3
Biological process (GO): protein O-linked glycosylation
Cellular component (GO): Golgi apparatus
Molecular function (GO): polypeptide N-acetylgalactosaminyltransferase activity
Source: RefSeq, a predicted model, not a curated record
AUGGCCUUGAAAAAGACACCUAAACUAUUUAAGACAUUUUUUCACUGGAAACUUUGGAAGUUUAGCAUUAUUGUAUUUGUCUUUCUGGUAUUUUUAUUUUUAUUACAAAGAGAAGUGGGUGUUCAAGAUUUUAAGGAUGAAGCAGGGAUUGAGCCAGUUGUUGGAAAGAAAAGUCACGUGUUAGGUCUUGUGUUAAACGCUAUGAACAAUAUCAAAGGUGCAAAGCCAAAAAUGCAGAUAAAAGCACCCAUUAGGCAAACUAAGGUUCCUGGACAAAGACACUGCUUGCCAGGGCACUAUACUCCAGUGGAACUGAAACCCUUUCUAGAUCGGCCCCUUCAAGAUCCUAAUGCUCCUGGAGCAUCUGGCAAAGCAUUUAAAACCAUCAACUUAAGUUCAGAAGAACAGAAAGAAAAACAGGCUGGAGAAGAGAAACACUGUUUUAAUGCAUUUGCAAGUGAUAGGAUUUCUUUACACCGAGAUCUUGGACCAGACACUCGACCUCCUGAAUGUAUUGAACAAAAGUUUAAGCGCUGCCCGCCGUUGCCAACCACAAGCAUUAUCAUCGUUUUCCAUAAUGAAGCGUGGUCAACUCUGCUCAGAACUGUCCACAGUGUGAUGUACACAUCUCCUGCCAUACUGCUGAAAGAGAUUAUUUUGGUGGAUGAUGCCAGUGUAGAUGAGUACCUGCAUGAUAAACUAGAUGAAUAUGUGAAACAGUUUCAAAUAGUUAAAGUAGUCCGUCAGAAGGAAAGAAAAGGUCUGAUCACUGCACGGUUGUUGGGAGCUUCAGUAGCAACAGGAGAGACCCUUACCUUCCUGGAUGCUCAUUGUGAAUGCUUUUAUGGCUGGUUAGAGCCAUUAUUGGCAAGAAUUGCUGAGAAUCCUGUUGCUGUUGUAAGCCCUGACAUUGCUUCUAUUGAUCUCAAUACCUUUGAAUUCAGUAAACCAUCUCCUUAUGGGCAUAGCCACAACAGAGGAAAUUUUGAUUGGAGUUUGUCAUUUGGAUGGGAGUCUCUUCCUAAACAUGAGAAUAAAAGAAGAAAGGAUGAAACCUAUCCAAUUAGAACACCUACUUUUGCUGGAGGUCUCUUUUCAAUAUCAAAAGACUACUUUGAACACAUUGGAAGCUAUGAUGAAGAAAUGGAAAUAUGGGGAGGUGAAAAUAUAGAAAUGUCUUUCAGAGUAUGGCAAUGUGGUGGACAGUUGGAGAUCAUGCCUUGCUCUGUUGUUGGCCAUGUCUUUCGCAGCAAGAGUCCCCAUACUUUCCCAAAAGGUACUCAGGUGAUCACACGCAACCAAGUUCGCCUUGCAGAAGUGUGGAUGGAUGAAUAUAAAGAAAUAUUUUACCGAAGAAACACAGAGGCAGCAAAAAUUGUGAAACAAAAAACAUUUGGAGACAUAUCAAAAAGAAUUGCUUUAAGGCAGCGCCUGCAGUGUAAAAAUUUUACCUGGUACCUCACUAAUGUUUAUCCAGAAGCAUAUGUGCCAGACCUGAAUCCUUUGUUUUCUGGAUAUUUAAAAAAUAUAGGUAACCGCAUGUGUCUGGAUGUUGGUGAAAAUAACCAUGGUGGCAAACCACUGAUUAUGUAUUCUUGUCAUGGACUUGGAGGAAACCAGUACUUUGAAUAUUCUGCACACCACGAAAUUCGCCAUAACAUUCAGAAGGAGCUUUGUCUGCAUGCUUCCAAGGGACCUGUGCAGCUUCGUGAGUGCACUUACAAAGGCCAGAAAACCUUUGCUGUUGGGGAGGAGCAGUGGCUGCACCAGAAGGAUCAAACUCUGUACAAUGAAGCACUGCAUAUGUGCCUUACAGGAAAUGGAGAGCAUCCGAGUUUGGCAUCCUGUAAUCCAUUAGACCCCUUCCAGAAGUGGAUCUUUGGCCAGAACGAUUAAUAUUUGA